GUUGCGAUAUUUCACGGUGGUUGUGUGGGCUGGAGGGUUUUUUUUUUUAAAUACACCGAUGUUGGAUAUACAGUUAUUUCUUUUUUGUGACCUAUGAUAAAACACGUUUAAUAAAAUUGAGCGAUAAACAUUAAACGGAAUACUUUUAUUUUAAUAUUUUUUAUUUAUUUAUUUUCAUAAUACUCAUUUUAAAAUAAAAAAAAGUUACUCAAAGAAUAUCAAAACGUUAACAUAUUUUUAAACAACCGCAUGACAUUCGUAACGGUUGUGUUUGUGAGUCUUAAGGCGAUACUUGCGAUAGGGACUCAAAAGUAUGGCAGCGAUUAUAAAAUCUCUAGUGAGACUAUAUCAUUAUGUUAAUGAUGAAGUAUCAGAUCCAAGAACGAGAGAUUGGUUUUUAAUGCCGACCCCAUGGCCAGGUUUCGCUAUACUUGGAUUUUACUUAUACUUUGUAUUCACUUUAGGCCCAAGACUUAUGGCCAAUAGGCCACCAUUUAAAUUAGAUAGAGUAAUGCAGAUUUAUAAUGUAAUACAAAUAUUUUUAAGUGGAUAUCUUGUGUAUAAGGCUUUGUCACUUGCAUGGCUUGGAACAUACAGUUUUGUUUGCCAACCUGUUGACUAUUCAAAUGAUCCGCGAGCGAUUGAGAUUGCUCGAACAGUGUGGAUUUACUUCAUGGUUAAAUUAUUUGAUUUAAUGGAUACAGUUUUUUUUGUUUUGCGAAAAAAACAAAAUCAAGUUUCUUUCCUUCACGUUUAUCAUCAUGCAGGAAUGGUUAUGGGUGCCUGGGGUGGAGUUAAAUUUUUACCAGGCGGCCACGUCACAUUUUUAGGCCUGAUCAAUUCUUUUGUACACGUAAUUAUGUACGGUCAUUAUUUAGCAACGUCACUGAAAAUAAGCAAGCCUUGGUGGAAAAAGUACAUAACCCAACUUCAGCUCACUCAAUUCUUUUUACUUUUGAUUCAUUUUUCUCAAUUAAUCUGGACUCGAGACUGUGGUUUCCCCCUUUGGCCAGCAGCGAUAUUCAUUCCACAAAAUCUUUUCAUGAUGGUGUUAUUUGGAGAUUUUUACUAUAAAACAUAUGUAAAAAAACCGCAAUCUAAAUCUGAUCAAAAUGGUAUUACUCAAAAGACAGUUAAUGGUAAUACAAAAAGCCAAUAAUCGAAGCUUACCAACAAUCUAUUACUAUGUUGAAUUGUCAAUAGAUUUUCAGUAUCAUAAAUUUAAUCAUUAUCAUAUAUAAAUAUAUAUCAAAAAAUAAUCAUUCAUCAAAUCCAUUGUGCAAAACUAAACACUUUCUUCGAUUAUUUUUGAAGUAUGGUCUUUUUGUCUACAUUUUAUUUGAAAUCUUUCAAUAUUCCCAAUUGUAAAAUGUUCCAAAAUUUAUUUUUAUUGGUUUUUUUUUUUUUUAUAAAAAAUGACACGUAAAUAAAAUUAUGUUUUUUCAUCUAUUGUAAUCUGACAAAAGUGUAUUUAAAAAAAGAUACCAUGAAAUAUAUUUUAACUAGGAGGUUUAGGUUAUUCUAGUGAUUUAAUUAAUGCGAUAAAUUUUACUAACGAUUUAAAUUUUU
Messenger RNA from Microplitis demolitor, 1569 nucleotides. Its product is annotated as elongation of very long chain fatty acids protein AAEL008004. NCBI's taxonomy places the organism in Eukaryota, Metazoa, Arthropoda, Insecta, Hymenoptera, Braconidae. The transcript is spliced from 5 exons. Gene Ontology annotation, molecular function: fatty acid elongase activity. Bases 314 to 1159 code for a protein of 281 amino acids. The record is from RefSeq and is a predicted model, not a curated record. Gene Ontology annotation, cellular component: endoplasmic reticulum membrane. Gene Ontology annotation, biological process: sphingolipid biosynthetic process; fatty acid elongation, polyunsaturated fatty acid; fatty acid elongation, saturated fatty acid.